Molecule: messenger RNA, 6766 nt
Organism: Carcharodon carcharias (great white shark)
Lineage: Eukaryota; Metazoa; Chordata; Chondrichthyes; Lamniformes; Lamnidae
Gene: fam234a
Product: family with sequence similarity 234 member A
Exons: 12
Coding region: 228-1937 (569 amino acids)
Source: RefSeq, a predicted model, not a curated record
ACUGCGAACCUAGUCCACAUGCGCAGUGCAGUGAGGUAAACAUCGACAAGACGCUGGGCGGUUGUCUCUCAGGCCGAGAGGGGGUUGCGGCUCUGUCUCUGUGGAUGGGUUUAGAGCGGCUGCUUCACCGAAGAAUAAAGGACGAGUCAAGAGGAACUGCUCAAAGAAGAAAAAUGGUGUAUUUUGAAUAAGUAACUCAUAUCUGCAUUGUGAUGUAGACUAGGAAUAUGACAGAAAACAAAGAUUUAGAGGGAGAGAUACAUCCUCUGAAAAAUGAUGAAGUCAGAAACCAAGAAACAAAUGAAGUUUCUAACAGACGCAAAGAAACCAAGAUCAGGAAACUUACAAAAUUUGGUCAGCUUUCCCGUUGGAGAACUGCUGCCUUCUUCUUGGUUUUAUUUGUAUGUCUAAUUGUGGUAUUUGCAUUUUCCUUCAUAAUACCUUGUCCAGUGAGGCCUGUGUCACAAAGGGCAUGGAACAGAACAUUUGAAAAUGCAGUGAGUUACCCUUUUUUCACACUGUGGGAUGUGAACAGAGACAAAGUUACAGAUGUGAUAUUUGCAUUUAAGUAUUCCAACAACACUAACAUUAAUGGAUCAUGUGUAGCUGAGGGCUUUUCUCCUCUUUGUGCCUAUGUGGCUGCUCUAUCAGGGACCAAUGGGAGUCUCCUGUGGCAGAGAGCUUUGGCAGAGAAUGUUCAGCAUGUGCAAUGUGGAAUUGAAAAUCUAAGUGGUACAAAGUCUUCGGGAUGCCUAGUUAUUGGAACUCCUCAUCUUACUGCAAUCAGCUCUUCUGGAGAAACAUUGUGGACAUUCAACACUAGUUUUGCUGUUGACCUUUCUGUGAUUGGUCCUGCAUUGAUACUUCCAGAUCUGGAUGGUGAUGAUGUUGGAGAUUUUUUGAUCUUUUUUACACCUAUUAAUCAGGUUAGCUCUGUCACUGAGUUGAUUUUGCAGCUAUUGUCUGGAAAGAAUGGAGAUCUUAUUGGUCAGGAGGUGUACCACAAUGUUACUGAAAGUCUUGUACCUUUCAGUCCACUGAUUCACAUUACCAAUGCUGGUGCCUACUACGUUCUCUUUAUUCAAGGAACUGUACAGGGAGUGGCGCUGAAAGAUAUUUAUGUACAAGCAACUGGAAUACCAGUUACAGCAGCUAAACCAAAUGCAGAAUUUCUUAAAUCAGAUCCUGAGUGGGAGAAAAAGGCUGAUCCAGUGUCUAGAAAGAUAGAAAUCUAUAGUUCCAAGACAGCUAAAUACCUUCAGAAGGUGCAUGUGCCAGGAAAGAAUGCUGGAAACCUGUUAAUCAGCACAAAACACAUAGUUCAGCUUUUGGAUGGACAAAGCCUGCAGACCUAUUGGCACCAUAAUAUAUCUCAAAUUCAAGGUGCACCAGUCUCUGGAUACUUUAACAUGGAUGAUGUUUUUGAUUUUCUAAUAGAAGAUUUCAUUGAAAAGAACAAAAAGAAGGUUACGAUUGUUGAUGGUAAAAAUGGCAAGAUACUGUGGGAGGAAGAUUUAAUAUGCAGGAAAAACUGUCCAAGCCCAUCUUCCAUCAACACUGUAUCCCAGUCAAUUUUUCUUUUCUGGGAUGAACUUCCAACAAAAGCCAAUGGUUCUGUGUCUGAAGAUUUAACUAAGAAUAGACAUUAUCUCUAUAUGGUUCAUCCAUCACAUCCAAUCAUCAUUCUGGAGCUAAAAAACAGUACUGAGAAUGUGCUUGCCUAUACCACUGCUUUAUUUGAACAAAGUAGACAUGCUUGCAAUGUACUGAUGAUGGGGCAACCUAUAGGGAGCAAUCCAGGACCACUGACAAUCACCAAACAAAAACUGAAGGAAGCCAUCUCUUUGAGCACGGUUAGACGACUAAACGAGGGGCACGAUGACUUCAGUGAUGACGAAAUCAAGGAAUACUUCUAUAGAAUGCGAUACAGCAGCUAAUGGUAAAUGGUAAAAAAAAUCAAUGAACAAAAGUGCUUCUCUCUUUAUUAUUAGAUAUAUUUAUCUAUAUAAAAUAUUUUUUGUUUUAUUUCUUGCUGACCAAAAACAGUUGCUUGCAAAAUAUUGUAUUUUAGGAGUACUUUGAAGACAGUUAAUAAUUUAACCUUCUGGCUUCAGAAUUACAUCUAAGAGCUUCCAAAAGGGGAAAUCCAAAAUUGGUAUUAAAUCUUAAAACCAAAUUGGAAUUUAAAAAGGCUAUGCUCCCUCCCUUAACAUAAACAAUUAGAGUAACUAUUACAGCAGUGCUCAUUGAUAUCUUUCAUUAUCUUAUUGCAUUGAGCAAACCAUGGCCUUUGUUGUAAUUUUAUUAAUUAAAUCCAAAGUUUUUGAAUUGCAAGCAUUUUGCUUCAUAUUUGAUUUGAAAAGUAUCUUUUUGAUCACAUGACUUGAAUUCAGAAGGCACAACUUUAACCUCUCUGACUCGUUUGUGGGUUUUUUUCCUUAUUUGAAACACAAGUAAAAUGUUACCCUAUUAAUUAGUAUAAAUUACGUGUGCCCCAAAAAAACACCAAGGAAAUGCAAAGCAAAGCAGUUCUGGAACUUUUCAAUAUUUGAAUUAAUCUUUAAGCCACCGCUCUAAAUAAUCUCAUUCUCUUCAAGAGUCUGAAUAUUAUCUGAAAUUUACAUUACUUGAUCUCAGUCACUUGGGAAAUAAAUUACCAUAUCUGACAGUGCAAUUUUAGGCUGACUACCAUGUUCGUAUAUACUUGCAAAUUAAAACAUAGGCACCAGUUAUGAUAUUGGGCACCUAAUAUUUUAAUUAGUACAUUGCCAAGUUUCUGGGCAUUGUUUAUAUACAAUGGGAUCAGUGAAUGGUAUUCCUUCAAUCUUUAUUGAAACAGGGAGUUUAAAUCUCAAAUGUAUUUGCAACAAGAACAGCACAUUGGAGAAGAAAACCUAUGCACCCCCCUUGAGAAUUAAUAUGUUACUUAUUAAUUAGUCAAAUUAGUGUACCCAUUCAAAAUCAUUCCCCUCCACUGUGGUUGACAGAGCCCUCAACCUUGUCCGACCCACUUCUCACACUUCUGCUCGUAUCCUUUCCCCUCCCUCCCAGAACCACAAUAAAGUUCCCCUUAACCACACCUUCUACCCACCAACCUCCACAUUCAAAGGAUCAUUCUCCACCAUCAAAUACAAGGGACUGUUCCCCUCUGCGACACCUGAUUCACUCAAAUAAACAUUUUGUAGGGAGGGGGUGGUGGGAAAGCAUAUAUAUUUUUAUUCUCUACAUUUGAAUUAUGCCAGGAAGAACUGAUUAUGAUGUACACAUGUUGAUAUUAUUUAAAGGGUAGCUAAAAUAUAGGUGGACCAGGUGGAGAUAUUUUAUUCGCUGCUUUCGUAUUUUACUCCUGCUACACCCCCAAAGAAAAACUAAUUGGUUGGGAUAUUUGCCAGGGGGAGGGGAAACUCAGAAAUAUGAGGAAUCGGAGGUCCUGUUAAAUUUAAUGGCAGGACCUUAUUAUCAUUUGCCUAUUCUACUUCCUGCAUGACAGGUGGACACAGCUCAUCUGGGAACCACUGGGGACAGUCCCUGAGAAUAGGAAAAGAUUGGGAGUUUGAAAGGGAGGUGUGAGUUGGACCAACAAUUGGGAGGCAAAGAUUGUGGGUCUAAGCAUGGGCAGUGGGGAGUCCUCAAGUUGAUGGGGCAGAAUGUUCUGGAUCGCAUGUUCAAGGUGAAGGCAGCAUAUCACAACAGUGAGGAGAAGCCAUGAUUGGAAUUUUUGCUUGAGGCACUUUCCUACUUCUAUUGACUCACAAGCAAUGCUCUUAAAAAGCAUUGCCUGUGAGCCAGCUACUCCAUUCCCCAUUUAGCUGCAGGUUUCCUGAGUCCUAGGGAACUUGGUCAGCAUCCAUUAAAUUUAACCCAACUGCUGGGAACCUGAUUUAAGUAUGAGUCCCAACUCUUCAAAACAGCUCUCAAGCCACUGCCAUAAAAAUAAUGGCAGGCAUGUAAAUAGGAUGUUGGGGGCGCCUUUUGCAAUUUCUAAUUUUUAAUUCUCUCCCUCUCAAUGUGGUAGAUACUAUGUAAAGGCAUUGUUUUAACAUUUCUAUAUUUUUCCCUUUCGUUGAUGAAACUGAAGCAUAACAACGUUUUGUGCCAAUUAGAGAGAUAAUCUUUGAAUGUUUAUUACCACAUUACAAUGUGGUUAUACAAUACAGAAAUAUUAAUUUAAAAGGAAUGAAACAACAAUGUAUUUUUUUCUUUGUGUACUGCAUUGGGAAGAGUACACACUGCAUGAGUGUUUUAAAAUAAGGAACAUACUUUAGGGAGAUGUACCUGAAGUACUAGCCUCGUGCUAUGGAGAAGACUAAGAAAUUAGCUCCAUUAGUCAGAAUGGAAUUAGAAGCAAUUUGGGUAAACGUGGUGUUAUAUAAAAUGUCGUAAUAUAUUUUGUACUUGUAUCAUAUGUAUUUAUGGUCAGUUUAUUUAAGUAAAACUGUACAAUCCACCAUGUUUUUUAAAUUAAAUCUAGUCGUCCCAAAUUUGAAAUAUGGUUAAAAUGUAUGUAGAUAGAUAUGCUGUGUAUUUCUACCAUGUUCUAUAUUUUGGACUUUUUUCAAUAUUCAGUUUUUCUUUUCAUCUCAUCUCAGUACAAAUAAAUACUAAUUAUUUUAAGAGUUAGUCUUUUCAAGCACUUACUGGACUCUGAUUGAUUUAACAUUUUUCAGGAGAAUGAGAUCACUGUUGACCAAUGGAUAAAUGAACACUGUACCUUAUUCUGAACUUAAUCAUGCAUGUAGUGCACUGAUUAAAAUUAAGCUCCCCACAACACAAAACGGAUUAUUCCAGGAUUACUAUUAAAUUCCUACUGCUUGUUACUACCUCCAGGUUUUCAUUGUUAAUAGACAAAUCUAGCUGAUGCAUUAUCAGGUUUCAGAAGCAUUAGGAAGAGGAUGAGGUAAAUUAGAUAAUAGUGGUUCGGUGAAAAUAAGUUUCAGUUUAAAAUUGGUAGCUUAAUUCAUAUGCAGAAGGGAAGAUUGGAAUAACCAAGGAUCUGACAUUUCUGUGGUUGUUUAAAUGGCAGCUCCAGCUUUGUAAAUGAGGUGUUGCUGCUGCUGAAAAUGUGCUAAAUGACCUUCAGAGAUUUGAUCACUAGUAUUGAACACAAAAUUCACGUCUUAUUACAUUGGAGAAAAAUAUAACCUAUGGAAUGUAGCAGCAUUGUAUAAUGGGCAAGCUGAUUAAGCAAGAAAUUACUGAAGCAAGUAAUUAUUUUAUUACAGGAAAUAGAACUGACUGCUGAAAUUUUUGAAAGCGUGGGCAGUAAAUUUUUACCCUUGGCUAAGUGGUGCAGUGCCAAAGGAGUCCUACACUGUUUGAGGUGUCAUCUUUUAGAUGAGAUGUUAAACCAAGGCCCUAUCCUCUCAGGCAAAGGUACAGUGUUCCAUAGCAUUAUUCAAAGAAGAGCUGGGGAGUUCUCCCCAGUUCAUAUUUAUUGUUCAACCAGCAUAACUUAAAAGAGAAAAUGCUGGAAAUACUCAGCAAACCAGGUAGCAUCUGUAGAGAAACUGAGUUAUCAGUUCAGGUGGAUAACCCUUCUUCAGAUUCUGAUUUUGAUGGAAGAUUAUUGACCUGAAACGUUAACCCUGUUUUUCUCUGCAAGGAGGCUGCCAGAGCUGCGGAGCAUUUCUACCAUUUUCUGUUUUUAUUUCAGAUUUCCAACAUCUGAGGUUUUACUUUUGUAUAACUUAAAAUACCCAGGGUAUCUGGUAAUGAUCUCAUUGCUGUUUGAGGGGGAUUGCUGUGUGAAAAUUUGGCAUCCGUGCUUCCUCCAUUACAACAGUGAUAACACUUCAAAAGUACUUCAUUGGCUGUAAAGUGCUUUAUGAUGUCCUGAGGUCACAAAAGGUGCCAUACGAAUGCAAGUCUUUCUUAGAGGGAACUUGAAAUAGCUAUGGGGAAGAAAGGCAGAUUUGCUUUUGUGGUCACUGAAAAAUGAAUUGUUUCUGGCAGCUUGAACUUUGUGCUGGUAUUUCAUGUCAAUAAAUUUGAUGUUUUAACUAAGUUUAAAAAGUGAGUUGCCUUCAAACAGAAACCGAGGACAAGUGUCUUUGCAUUUCUGAAAUGUUUGAUAUAGCUGGGUAGUAAGAUUCUUACACCUGUUAUAUGUUAAAUACUGUUCUAUCUAAAGUUAUUUUUAAUCUGUACAAAACUGAUAGAAAUUACUAAAUUUUGGAAUUUAAAACCCUUACUUAAUUUUUAUAUUUACUUCAAAAACGCUCAUUAAAUAAAGCAUGAGCAAGUCAUGUAAAUUAUUAACAAUUGAAUCAAAGCCUGAUUGUGGACCAGAAGUGUACUAAUACAUAAAAAUAUAAAAAUAGGAAAAUUAAUUUGAUUAAAAAAUAGGAAAAUUAAUUUGAUUAAAGAAAUUACAUCAUUGAAGCGCCAAAAUGAUUUCAUAUUGUAUUCUUCCUCAUAGGGGAUUUUAUAUAUACACAAAAGAGUAUCAGUUACCUUAACAGUAUAACUGCAUUAGGUUCAUGGUUGGUCAUUUUCUUCAAUGUAUAUAUUUAAAUAUACAGAUUUUAAAGAGAAAUAUGUUAUUCUAUUGUCCAUACUUUAAACCAUUAAAUUGAUUGUGAAAUGAGGUGCUUACUGUUUAGGUGCCUUGCUUUUAUAAGACCCAUACUUGUCCUUUUCCUGUACUUUGCACUGUGUUUCCAAAAUUUUACAAUGAAACUUUUAUUCAAAGAAUGAAUGUGGUGGGGAGUGCUGUAAGUGUUUGUAAUGUGGCUUACAAUAAAUACUUCUGUUUCAUCCUGCAAAA